AUGUAUGUGCGAGAUUUUCUCAUAUCGAAAACAGCUUUACUACUUGUCCCAACAAUUAGGAUCCCAGUGAUUGUGAUUGCAGUUGCUGAGGUUUCUGCUCAUCCACGCAUAUUUUUUGUCAUUUUCUGUCCUAAGAAACAAAGCACACAUACUGACAUACACUCACUCGAACGCUCAUUUGUAGCAUUUUUCAAACCAAAAAGUCGUCCCAAAUUAUCAUCAAUGACAACUGAAUCCGACGAGCCUCUCACUCCCGCCGGUAGACUCUUCCUCCAGCCGGAGAUGGACACCAUAAUCCACCUCGCCCUCGGCAUGAAACACCCCAUAGACAUCGACUCCAUUAAAGCCUUUCUCAAGAACUCAAUCAUGAUUAAUCACCCCAGGUUCUGUAGUCUCUUGGUACGGGACCGACGCGGCCGCGAGUACUGGCGAAGAACCGAGGUCGACAUCGACCGCCAUGUCAUCGUACUCGACUCCCCUGUCACAACCCCCGAUAGUCACGGUUCCACUUCAGAGGCAGCAGUGAACGAGUAUUUAGCAGGUUUGGCGGUUAGUACACCGCUCAGUGCGGAGAAACCACUGUGGGAGAUUCACCUACUGCGGGAUCAGCGGUGCGCGAUUAUGAGAAUCCAUCACGCGUUGGGCGACGGGAUAUCGUUGAUGUCGAUGUUCUUGGCGAGUUGUAAGAGGGUGGAUGAUCCGGAAGCGCUACCCAGAAUACCUUCUGGGAAAUCAAAGCAAAAUGAAACUAGGAAUGAGAGGAGGAGGAGGAGGAGGAAUUGGGGAGAAGUGUUGUGGGGGAUUUUGAUGAUGGUGUGGUUUAAUUUGGUGUUUGUGGUGGAUUUUGUGUUAAGGAGUUUGUGGGUUUGUGACAACAAAACGGCCGUCACUGGAGGCGCUGGAGUGGAGUUGUGGCCUAGAAAAUUGGCUACUGCCAAGUUCUUGUUGGAGGAUAUGAAGUUGGUCAAAAAAGCUGUUCCUGAUGCGACCAUUAAUGAUGUUCUUUUCGGUGUGGUAUCAUUGGGGCUAUCAAGAUACUUAGAGCAUCGAUCGCCAAAUGCUAUGCUAGAGGGCCUUCGAUUGACGGGACUAGCCAUGGUUAAUUUGAGAGAUCAACAAGGGCUACAGGAUGUAACCGAGUUGAUGAAAAACAACUCAGGAACACGGUGGGGUAACAAGUUCGGCAUGAUUCUUCUGCCAGUUUAUUACCAUAAAAGUGGGGAAGAUCCGUUAUCAUAUUUGAAGAGAGCUAAAUCAAUGAUUGAUAGGAAGAAGCAAUCUGUUGAGGCUCACUUCUCGUACAAAAUCGGAGACCUGGUGAUGUCCUUGUUUGGAGCAAAGGUGGCUUGUUUGUUGAACUACAGAAUUCUUUGUAACACUACGUUUUCGAUCUCAAAUGUGGUCGGUCCACAAGAUGAGAUUGCUUAUGCAGGGAAUCCCAUAACUUUCGUGAGAGCAAAUAGUUCUAGCCUGCCUCAUGCACUGACAAUGCACAUGGUGAGCUAUGUAGGAAUGGCUGACAUGCAAAUCUUGGUAGCUAAAGACAUCAUUCCUGAUCCAGAAUUUCUGGCGAAAUGCUUCGAAGAGGCGUUGCUUGAGAUGAAAGAAGCGGCUGCUGCCAUCACUACGUUCUAGCAGGAAGCUGUUGUCUUUUGAAUGCAUUAGCAUAUAGUGUUGUUGUGAAUUUGUACUUGUAUACUAACAAUACAACAGAGAAAGUUUCAGUUACAGAUAUAGAAAAAGAAAAUUAUGAAUUCUUUG
Molecule: messenger RNA, 1761 nt
Organism: Tripterygium wilfordii
Lineage: Eukaryota; Viridiplantae; Streptophyta; Magnoliopsida; Celastrales; Celastraceae
Product: O-acyltransferase WSD1-like
Exons: 7
Coding region: 1-1635 (544 amino acids)
Biological process (GO): triglyceride biosynthetic process
Cellular component (GO): plasma membrane
Molecular function (GO): diacylglycerol O-acyltransferase activity; long-chain-alcohol O-fatty-acyltransferase activity
Source: RefSeq, a predicted model, not a curated record